Molecule: messenger RNA, 762 nt
Organism: Drosophila ficusphila
Lineage: Eukaryota; Metazoa; Arthropoda; Insecta; Diptera; Drosophilidae
Product: vesicle-associated membrane protein-associated protein scs2
Exons: 3
Coding region: 94-426 (110 amino acids)
Source: RefSeq, a predicted model, not a curated record
CACAUUUCGGUUGCCUUCGAAAAAGGGGGAAAACAAAACGAGAAGCAGGCUCAAAUCAAUUGGUAAGGGAGUUUUUUUUCGAAGGGAUUCAGGAUGGACUUGCUCAGCGUGAAUCCGCAACUGCUGACCUUUUAUGCCCCAUAUGAUCGGAGUCAACGGAGGAUGCUGAUUCUACUGAAUCCCACCAAUAGGCAGGUUUUGUUUAAGGUAACAUCAAAUGCCUGGGAUCACUACCACGUGAGUCCCAAUGCCGGAAAGCUAGAACCCUACUGCACUCGAGAAGUCAUCAUUAGUCUGAAUAACUUCGAUUAUUGUGCGGAUUUGGAUUCCCCCUCAUCACUUUUGCAUCAAGUCCAUGUACGAACCUCGAGAUCACAUCAAUGGCGAGGCGACUGUAGCCAUUUUCAGGAGAGUUUCCCGCAGUGACAUCUCCUCAAAAACAAUUCAUGUUCGGCUGGAGCCCAAACCAAUUUCGUUGACCAAUUCUGGUUCGGUUUCCCUUUCCAGCUUGGAAAAAGUGGUUAAGGAAAGAGAUACUCAGCCUAGGCCAUUCUGUCCCAAGUGUCCGGAAAGGCUGGAGGCACUUCAAGAGCAUAAAAACCCAAGGGGGAAAUACUUUCUAUCGAAGCUUGUUAUUCUUGGCUCCUUGCUGGGCGCGAUUUUUACAGCAUAUAUGCAAAGACAAAAGAUGCAAGAAAUAAUUUUAAGUAAUUUUUACACAGAAAACGCGAAAGCUUAAAAAUAAUUACAACGAAAGUCUAA